Messenger RNA from Drosophila takahashii, 902 nucleotides. RefSeq lists its product as uncharacterized. Lineage: Eukaryota; Metazoa; Arthropoda; Insecta; Diptera; Drosophilidae. The record is from RefSeq and is a predicted model, not a curated record.
UGCCCGGCGGUGAGCAAGUAGGGAAAUCUGGUAUCUGGCUGAGUGCUCGGCAUAAAACGGAAAACUUGUUAGGAUGGAUAAACUGCGGGGCAACAAUGCGGCUGGCGAGAAUCCCUUCAAGCGGCCAAUGAAUGCCCUCCAGAAGCAGUGGUAUCGCGUUCUACUGGCCCGACGAGUGGGAUUCGGGCAGCGUCCUCCGCCCGAUGAAAAGGAGCUAACGUACGCCGACAUUUGUCGUAAGCGCUAUACAGCCUCGUUCCGGCGAUACAACGAACGUUUCCGCCGGGAAAUGGCCAAACACGAGGAGAUGCAGCGAUGCGCCAUCGAUGCCAUGAGGGUUCACAGAACCUUUGCCAUAACCACACUUUGGCUGCCAUUGCAUUCGAAACGGGAGAUAAACUCCACGUUGGAGACCCUCGAACAGGUUCUCACCGCCAAGGAAAGACGACGCCUGCAGGAGAUACUCAAACAAGGAGAGUCCUGGCACUCGCAUCGCUGAAGCAACAUCCACUGCUCUCAAGGCCACUACUCGGGUUCAGAUUCAGAUUCUGAUUCAGAUCCUCCUCCAGAUUCCGAACCCGACUCAUCCCCAUGCCCAUCAUCAUCAUCUGCCACGGCUAAGUGAAUUCCAUUUAGCUUGGAUUUCACUCUUCCUGGGAGCCUGAUUUUUCUUCACUCACUUCAUUUUUUACUUUUCCUUCGUUUUGUUCUUGAAUUUUUGCUGUCAGUGGCCCAAGCAUUGUCGUAAAUAUUUAAUACCAGUAAAAGUGCAAAGUUCACUUUGGCUAAAACCAAAACGGUGUUGGGACGAGAUCAAUUUACUGGUAUGGGGAUACAAGGGCACUAUCAAAAGGUUAUAGAAAUUGCUGUCUCAAAGGGAUUACUGCACUUUAGUUUUAAUA